GGUUUCUCAGGUUUUCUGUUCUCUACCGCCAUCUCCGCUGGCAGAGCCAUGCAGAGGUCCCCAAAUCCUUCUGUGGACCCUCAUGACGCCCACCUCAGACGCCUUCUUGACCAACGAGCGACCCGCGCCGACCUUCAUUCUCGAGUUCCUUCUCUUUCCGAGUUCUCAGAUACACCUUCUCUAUACAGUCAUGCUUAUUUUUCUCCUCAGCCCCCUCACUUCAACAGUAACGUAGAUGAAUUGUCCAGCAAUUUCGCUUCUCCUAUCCGUUCAGACCGCGACCGGUUCAACGAUCUUGCUGUCAGUAUGCUUGACAUGGACGACGAACCUCGGUCUUCUUAUUCUUCGAAUGAAUACGACGAUAUGGAUGGUGGAGACCAGAGUACUGUUGAACAGCAUCAGGAGGAGGAGGAUGAACUUGCGAUGCCUCGCCUGAGUCUACUCGGUCCUAAGAUGCGCUUCCAUUCUAAAGCCCCUUGGGAGUUAGAUGACUCCGUGCUACAGCAGGACGAAGAGUCGGAGGAUGACAUGUAUAGUCAUUCUGUCAUGUCGUCUACUACUCGCAACAAAGGAGGUGCAGCUCGUCACUUUCGUUUCGGCGGCUCAAAGUUAGGAAAUAACAACGGCAGGUCUAGUAGAGAAUCUAGUAGGUCUCGGCGGGUGGCUAAGAAGUCGUUCGAUACCACUUCCUCUCAAACUUCAUAUGGGCGUAGCGCAAUUCACACUUUAGCUCAGGCCAGUCUAUCCUCGACGUCCUUAGUCCCAGGAGGUCCCCAUCGACCGUUUUCUCCUGCUCACGCGGAGUCACCUUCUUCGGCACACUUCUCACCUUCUAGCCCUCGUUCACCCGUUUUCCCUGGACGCGUCGUAGAAGGAACCACUACGACUCGUAGCUCAGGCAGUGGUGAGUCUGAACCACGCCCGUCGUUCGCAUAUUCGGUGGAAGACACACAUCCGUAUGCUCGAUCAAAUCCCUCUGCCCCUUUGGAACAUGACCCUCGAGCCCUAUUCAAAAAGAUAGAUUUUCCCAAUAUACCUCGCAGUGAGACCGUUUCAACCCUAACUAAUUCCACUGCUUCGUAUACUUCCAUAAACCAGCAGCCUCAGAUAUCGCUCUCUGUACAGCCAACGCACGAACCUUUACCGCAGAGUCCUCGGCUACAAGCCUUCGGUCGCGAGAUUUCAUCUCCUGUAGCGUUUCGCAGUACCACUCAUACAGCCGAACGUGCUGACUUCCUUCCUCCUCGAACGGGAAAUAUAUCCGGUUGGACUGAGCGCGCCGUUUCGCCUUCCUUUAAUCUCAUAUCUCUAGAGGAAGCACGAGCUCAAAGGUCUCGAAGCAUCACAUCUCAAAGCACCACCACACAUCCGAGUUCAUCUGUUCUUCUUGAAGAUCGUCAAAACGAGCAAAUCUCCAGUCACAGUGUUACUUCUAGGGCUCGGGCUCGAUCGAUAAGUGCGGGUGCUAGAGCGAAGCAGGCGCUCACAAGCAUGGUCGGGAAUACACCGCCCAAACAGGAGCGCCGUGGGUCCGAGCCUGCUGUUGUGGUCGCACCAACCAGUGAUAGCAAGGUCCUCAAGCAUAAGAAGAGUGGGCUUAUGAGGCUUUUCAAUGGCGGACGGGACGAAAAGACACCCCCUCCCCCUGUGCCUUCGUUGUCUGAAGGUUUUGCUGCUUUCAAUGCACAACAAUCUACUGUGCCAAAGGGUCUCAAAGUGAAUCGAGUUCCUCCCCCACAAGUGUCACCCUCUAUGUUUGAGAAAUCCCACUUUGUUGAGGAAUCACAGAUCUCAUCUCCAAAACCAACUACCAGUCCUAAACGUACACCUCCUCCUUUGAAUAUUGUGGACUCAAAUCAUGUUACUGGUACCCUUCGACCUCAGUUCCACGGUGAGGUUGCACAAAGUGCGCCUGCGAAUGUGACUGAAUUUCCAUCGCUCAAGCUGCGACCAAUCUCCACGGUGUUCAGUUCUCACUUUGGUGAUCACAUCUUGCCAUCACCCUCUUCUGAUGAUGAACCAGAUACACCAAGCUCACUACAGAGCCCCAUCACAGGCAUCUCUCCUGUAACUCCCGGACCUUUCAGCCGUCCCAAUGAGCAAAACUCUCAUCAACACAAGACCUCAUCAGGUUCUGGUGGUAAUGUGGAAGAUCAGUCUGCAGUCAUUCGAGCUCUGCAAGAUCAGAUUGUGACGGCCAAACGUGCUUGGCAACGACAAAUCUGGGAGUUGGAAGGCCAAGUCAGAGAUCUGAAGGUCGAGGUGGAAGAUUUGCGUAACGCUGGGAAUGUGCAAGGGUAUUGUGAGCUUUGUGGGAGAGGUAUACCGAACUCGCGUGAGAGCUCUGGCGAAAGUUCACAGGGCGAUGAAGACAAGAAACCUGGUAGUGUGGUCAACAGACCGAGAGCCAGGACUGGGACAGGUCAAUCCCGAUUCGGAAGUGCUGUUUGAUCUGCUUCUCGUUUCCUAACAUCAUGAUUACCUCUUUGCGAUGUCUAUAUCCAAUUUUCUUUAUCGUUCAUACUUGUCCACGGAUGUCCACAUUCAUUUCAACCAAUGUAUACUCUCUAGUAAUUAUUCUUAACUUCUUAUUACUAUUUGUUGUUGUAGUGUCACUGUCAUUCCCAGCCCAUUUUUCCGACUCCAUCGUCGUUACCUCUCCUUUCUA
Lentinula edodes (shiitake mushroom) is the source of this 2668-nucleotide messenger RNA. RefSeq lists its product as uncharacterized. The record is from RefSeq and is a predicted model, not a curated record. The transcript is spliced from 2 exons. The coding region runs from base 49 to 2451 and encodes 800 amino acids. NCBI's taxonomy places the organism in Eukaryota, Fungi, Basidiomycota, Agaricomycetes, Agaricales, Omphalotaceae.